Messenger RNA from Brassica rapa (field mustard), 3855 nucleotides. RefSeq lists its product as uncharacterized. The record is from RefSeq and is a predicted model, not a curated record. Gene Ontology annotation, molecular function: DNA helicase activity. Gene Ontology annotation, biological process: DNA repair; telomere maintenance. Lineage: Eukaryota; Viridiplantae; Streptophyta; Magnoliopsida; Brassicales; Brassicaceae.
AUGGUGGAUACCAACAAUUGCCUUGCAAAAGUUUUUAGGAGGGUUCGAGAUCGGUACGAGGCAAACUCUGAGGAAGAUUUUACAAUCAGUCUCAUAUCUGAUAAAGGGAAAGGCAAACAAUAUGACUUACCCCAAUCAUCUGAGGUUGUUGGACUAAUUGUCGGCGAAAUGGCAGACACUAUAUGUGAGAGAGAUAUAGUCGUCAAGUUUCAGUCAACUAAUUUGACGGAGAUACGAGAUGAUCAUCCCCUAUACAUGAGCCUCCAGUACCCACUUCUGUUUCCUUAUGGUGAGUAUGGUUUCAAUACCGAAAUCCCGUUGCAUUUAGAGGAAGGAAGCUCGAGGACAAGAAAAUUUGUCAGUAUACGGCAAUUUUAUGCCUCUCAAAUACAAACUCGGUUAAAAGAAGGAAUGACACUCAUUAAGUCUGGGCGCCUCCUCCACCAAUAUGUGGUCGAUGUAUAUUCUUCAAUCGAGGAAGAUCGUCUUCGAUGGCAUAGGCUCAAUCAAGACGUUCUGAGGGCUGAAUUAUACAGUAAUGUUUGUGAUGCAGUCGGAAAAGGUGACACCGAUGCAAGGACGGUUGGUAAGAGGUUUAUUCUACCACCGAGUUUUACUGGUGGGCCCCGUUAUCUGAUUGAGAAAUAUCAUGACGCAAUGGCCAUAUGCAGACAGUUUGGGAAUCCAGAUUUGUUCAUCACCAUGACGGCAAACCCAAAUUGGAAAGAGAUAAAAGACCAUCUAGCAGCAUACGGCGGUGAUAGCCCGAAUGACAGACCAGACAUUGAGUGCCGAGUUUUCAAAAUGAAACUAGACCAGCUGCUAGAUGAUUUUAAGAAGGGUACAUUCUUCGCCCCAUACACCGCAGCUCUUCAUAGGAUUGAGUUCCAAAAAAGAGGUCUUCCCCACGCACAUAUUUUGUUGUGGUUUGGAGACCACUCUAGGACACCCAGCCCAGAAGAAAUCGACAAGAUUAUUUCGGCCGAGCUUCCGGACAAACAGAAAGACCCCGAAGCCUAUGAAUUGGUUGCAAAGCACAUGAUCCAUGGGCCAUGUGGACUCGAUAGACCUCGAUCACCAUGUAUGGAGAAUCAUGUAUGUGCGAAGAAAUUUCCCCGCCCAUUUACUGAGUCUACAUCAAUUGAUAAGUCUGGGUACAUAAUAUAUCGUCGCCGGAAAAACGAAAAUGCAAAAGUUUUAAAGGAUGGAAUUCUUCUAGACAAUGCUUCGGUCAUCCCUUAUAACAUAGAAAUCCUGAAGAAGUAUGCAGCUCAUAUAAACGUGGAAUGGUGCAAUCGGACAUCCGCUAUCAAAUACCUUUUCAAAUACAUCACAAAAGGAGUCGACAGGGCGACAGUUCUGGUUGAGAAAGGCCCCGACCCACCGACAUCCGAGAAUGGAAGCGACCCCCAGACAUCCGAGAAAGGCAAGGAAAAGGUCAAGAAAGCAAGGAAUGAGAUAAAAGAGUAUCAGGACUGUCGAUACUUAUCCGCUUGCGAAUCCAUGUGGAGGACUUUCGCUUAUUCUAUACAUAAACGCCAACCAUCCGUCAUGAAGUUGGUUAUCCAUCUGGAAGGUGAACAUAAUAUCACUAUCAAAGAUACAGAUAACCUAGGAAGAGUUAUACAGAAGCCAGGCAUCGAAAAGACUAUGUUCACCGAGUGGAUGGUUCUGUGCAGAACAUCCGCGUUCGCACGCACCUUAACGUAUGUCCAGAUUCCUGAGUUCUUCACAUGGAACAAUAGCUCAAAAGUCUGGUCAGAGCGAAAGAGAGGCACUUCAAUUGGUCGGGUUGUUACUGUACAUCCCGCUUCAGGGGAUCGAUACUAUUUGAGGAUACUGAUAAACAAAGUGAAGGGCCCGAGAAGUUACACAGAGCUUAGAACUUUCAACGGUGUCACAUAUCCCGAUUUCAAAAGCACCUGCUGCGCACGAGGUCUUCUCGCUAACGAUGCUGAAUGGCACGAAAGUAUGGCCGAACUCAACACAUGGGGUACACCUUCUCAGCUAAGAGAAAUGUUUGUCACGUUACUUAUCUACUGUCAUGUUGCUAACCCUAAGGAAUUGUGGGAUAAGUGCUGGAAAACCCUGAGUGAGGACAUCCUCUACAAGAAACGUAAGGAAUUCAAACACCCGCAGCUAGAAAUAGAUGAUGCUAAGCUCGAGCAGUAUACAUUACUUGAACUCGAGAAGGCUUUGCGGAACCAAGAACACACCCUUACUGAUUUUCCAGGAAUGCCUACUCCUGAUCCUCUCCUACUUAAAGAGCUAGGUAAUACUUUGUGGCAGCAAGAGCUACAGUAUAAUGUCGCCGAGGAGAAAAGUAGACAUGACACCCAGUACACGUUGCUCAACCGUGAACAAUUGGACGUCUAUCAGGCUAUUAUCGAGUCGACUCAAGAAGACUACGGGAAGCUAUUUUUUGUCUACGGGGCUGGAGGCACAGGCAAAACAUUUUUAUACCAGACAAUCAUUUCGAGACUACGGUCAGAGAAAAAGAUAGUCCUUCCCGUUGCUUCAUCUGGAAUAGCAGCCCUACUCCUACCAGGCGGCAGGACUGCCCACUCCCGUUUCAAUAUCCCAAUCGAUCUAAAGGCCACAUCCACCUGCCACAUUACACCUGGAACUAUGCUCGCAGAGUUAAUAGAAAAGGCAGCUCUAAUCAUAUGGGAUGAGGCACCUAUGACACACCGGCAUGCUUUCGAAGCCCUCGAUAAGUCCUUAAGAGACAUUCUUUCUUUACAUGAUCCCAAAGCCAAAACUCUCCCAUUCGGCGGAAAAACUGUUCUCCUAGGAGGUGAUUUCAGACAGAUCUUACCAGUCAUCCCACAAGGCACCAGAGCUGAAAUUGUCUCUGCCUCCAUAAGUCAUUCAUAUUUAUGGGGAUCAUGCCACAAAUUCACCCUCCAGAAGAAUAUGCGCCUAAGCGAAGAUGAGAAAGAAUUCUCCAACUACGUCCUCAGAGUUGGCGAUGGGAACCCCCUACCUACUGAGGUCAAUGAAUUUGAUGAAGAUGAAGAAGAUCAGCUCAUUUCUAUUGACCGAACGUUGGUCGAGGAGGUCAGCUCAGAUCCUCACAAACAAAUUCUAGAAGCUACUUACGGGCGAACUGACCAGUGGAAAGGAACCAAACAAGACUAUACAGAAAGAGCUAUCCUCACACCAAGGAACGAAACGGUGGAUGAGAUCAAUGAAUACAUGAUAUCUGAAGCUGACGGUGUUUCAAAGGAAUAUCUCAGUUCCGAUAGCUUCGGUAUAAUCGACACCGACUCUGCGAACAACGAGACAUUGUACCCAGUAGAGUAUUUAAACUCCCUGAGCUUUCCAGGCCUGCCUGCACAUAAGCUUACAUUGAAAGUGGGUGCCCCUUUCAUGCUCCUAAGGAAUUUAAAUCAGAAGAAGGGGUUAUGCAACGGAACACGUCUGAUUGUCACUUACCUAGGUGAUCGUGUUAUUAGAGGUGAAAUAGUUACAGGCUCCCAUAUUGGACAUAAAGUGGACCUUCCAAGAAUCAUACUAUCAGAAUCAGUAACUAAACAUCCGUUCACUCUAGAAAGGCGGCAAUUUCCGAUCAGGCUAUGUUACGCAAUGACAAUUAACAAAAGUCAGGGUCAGAGUUUGAAAGGUGUCGUGCUGUAUUUGUCCAAGCCUGUUUUCACCCAUGGGCAGCUCUAUGUUGGUCUUUCCCGAGUUACUACCAAGUCAGGCCUCAAAAUUAUACAAGGAAAGGAUCAAAAGAUAGGAAGGGUCAAAAACAUUGUCUACAAAGAAAUAUACAACGGUUUACCAGAAUCAAUAUCCGAUGAUCACCCAGAGCAGGCUUCCCGGAAUCUUCAACAACUUUCUAUACCAUAA